Arachis stenosperma is the source of this 1163-nucleotide messenger RNA. RefSeq lists its product as uncharacterized. Lineage: Eukaryota; Viridiplantae; Streptophyta; Magnoliopsida; Fabales; Fabaceae. The record is from RefSeq and is a predicted model, not a curated record. The coding region runs from base 244 to 900 and encodes 218 amino acids. The transcript has 5 exons.
UCAUUAUGUAUGAGUUGAGGACAAUCUAUCGAUACAUGGAGGAGCAAUUCUCAUCAAUUCUCCGGGAACAAGCUCGACAAAAGGGUGCCAUAGUAGUACCCCAAUAUGAGUUUGCUACUCUGUGUCUCUUGUAUACUCCCGAUGAGUAUGUUCCUCUGAGUCCCAUGUAUAGUCCUCAUUCCUCCCAAGUAUCUUCCUCCUUCCUCCGAACACUCAGCGGAGCCAUCUGACAAAACGGGAUGGAUGGUGUCCGAUUGUCCUCCUCCUGAUGAUCGACCACUACCACAAGGUGGUGUUGAAGUUCAAGCCAAGAUGGAUCGGAUGAAAGCUCUAGAAGAAGCACGUCAACCUCCUCCUCCUCCUCCUUCUCGAGAGUCUACCAUAAUUCUGGAUGAGUUGAGGAGAAUCCAUCGAUACAUGGAGGGGAAAUUCACAUCCAUUCUCCGGGAACAAGCUCGCCAAAGGGACUCCAACUGGGAUGAUGGUGGUGUUGUGGACAAAGAGACACACAAGAGGAAAAACUAUCAUGAAGGUGAUGUCAUGGAAGAGACAUGCAAAAAGAAGGCCAAAUUUGUGGAAGGCUCAGAGGAGUUUGGCCAAUUCCCUGCUGAUGGGAAGAUGAUCAAUGAAGUGGGACACAUAGGUGCCAGUUUGCAGGAGGUUGGUGCUCGCCUUGUAUCCAUUGGUCGGACACAAGAGCUUGAAAAGGAACAACUUGCUGCUCGUGUAAAGGAAUUGGAAACUAAAGUGUCCGAGGCUUUUGGUCAAGGGUUCUAUCGAGCCGUGACCCAGGUUAAGGCUGUUUUUCCUGAAAUUGAUGUGGAUAAGCUGCAUGUGACCAAGGUGGUUUUAGAUGGGAAGCUUGUGGAUGAAGAUGCUACUGGUGAGAAGAAUGAUUGAAGUUCUUCAUUUGUAAUGGUUUGCUUUGUUUAUUCCGUAUGUUUGUAACGGUCGUCGUGCUUCCUCUGUUCGCCCAAGAACGAGGUCGCCAAUUUUGAAAAUUUGGGGAACGACUUUUUUUUAGGAAAGAAAAAACUACCAAAAGUACUUAUGAAGUUUACGAACACUGACAAAAGUACUCAUAAACUAAGGAAAUUAACGUUGUACCCAUGAAAGAUGGGUUCCGUAUGACAAAAGUAUCCAAAUUCUAAUUUUUUAAUAAA